Messenger RNA from Drosophila innubila, 818 nucleotides. RefSeq names its product charged multivesicular body protein 6-A (gene Vps20). The record is from RefSeq and is a predicted model, not a curated record. The transcript is spliced from 3 exons. Gene Ontology annotation, biological process: vesicle budding from membrane; late endosome to vacuole transport via multivesicular body sorting pathway. Bases 63 to 713 code for a protein of 216 amino acids. Lineage: Eukaryota; Metazoa; Arthropoda; Insecta; Diptera; Drosophilidae. Gene Ontology annotation, cellular component: ESCRT III complex; multivesicular body.
UUAUAACAAGUUGGCAGCACUGCUCUUACAUUUGUUUACUCAUCCGAUUCGACACAACUUUAAUGGGUGCUUUGUUUGGGAAAUCUAGUAAAAAGACGGCUCCUAGUCGCAUUACCGACCAUGACAAAGCUGUGUUGCAACUGAAGCAGCAGCGGGAUCGUCUUAAGCAAUAUCAGAAACGUAUUGAGCUGCAGCUGGAAAAUGACAGAUUACUCGCCAAAAAGUGUCUGCAGCAGGGCAGAAAGGAUCGGGCCAAGCUCUUGUUGCGCAAAAAGAAGUACCAGGAAAGUUUGCUCUCCAAUGCCGACCAGCAACUGGAAAACCUGGAAAAGUUGGCCGCCGAUUUGGAGUUUGCCCAAGUGGAAAUGAAGGUACUGGAUGGCUUGAAGCAAGGUAAUGCCGCCUUGAAGAAGGUACACGAAAUGCUGGACAUCAAUGAGGUGGAAAAGAUUAUGGACGAAACACGAGAGGGAAUUGAAAAGCAGCAGGAAAUCGAUGCCAUAUUAACGGAUGUGUUGACCACACAAGACGAAGAGGAUGUGCUGGCCGAGCUCGAUGCACUGGAGGCUGAGGAGCAAGGUGUGCAGUUGCCCAGUGUGCCCAGUGAUGAGCUGCCAGCCAGUGUGGAAGUGGAGGUUGAGGAAGGACAAGAAGUCGAGACCAAAGCAAACAAAACAAAGACCAAGGCAAAGCAGGUGCUAGUUGAGGCCUGAAACUAAUAACUAAUCUUAACGCUUUAUGUAUUUAUGUAUCCUGUGUAUAUAAGUCCGAUAUGUAACACAUAUUUUUAUAAGAACAUUUGCUAAACAGAUUCGAAA